AGUGGCCCAUGGCCACACUUGUGCAUGUGCGUUAGAGCGCGGGGAGAGGUUCCUUUCCUCCUGGGCAGAGUUUUUAUAUAAGCCCCUCUAUGUGCCACUCGUCUCUCGCCAACAAACCAACAACAACAACCAGCCAGGCCAGCGGGCAACAACAACGCACACGCGUAUAAAUAAACGUGAACGCAUGUACUUAAUAUUAGCAUAGAGUUGUCGCCUGCGUGCAUUGCAUAUACAUAACAUAACAUCCAUACACUCCCAUGACAACGGGACUUCAUCCAGAAGGAGGGCAACAACAGUAACGGCGGAGCAGCCAGAGGAAGAGGAAGAGCAAAGGCGAAGGAGAACGAAAACAAGAAGAAGAGGUAGUGGAAGAGUCCAGCAGGCACCACUCACCACAGACCGCCCAAAGGUCCCAAUGCUGGCGUAAGGAAGCCGAAACACCUGCUGCUGCCAGUGGAAAAGCGGGAGGAGCUGCUCCAAACUGCCCAGGUGACAUCCAACCGGUUAGGGGCGACGCACCUGCCGCCUUGAGGAACUGGGUGCUACGCAGGAGGACACGGAUACGGCAACGGUCACGGACUCGAUUCCGCAGUAGCGGCCACCAUGAACGCCAGCCUCAUCUAUGAGAUACUUAUGUAUCUGAACUCGUUCUACUUUGGCAUGUACGCCGCCUUCGAAGUGGGCGUGGGCGUUCUAAAGGCCAUCAAUCUCAACUACGGCGAGAACGCAUUGUCCCGGGAGGCCAGCAUCCUGCUCUCACUGUGCAUCAUCGAGACCGUGCGCAUUGUCUUCGGCCGGAAGAGCAGUCUAAGCGAUCGUGGCUGGCAAGCAACCGCAUCCGUAAUAUUAACACUGCCCAGUCUUGCUAUUGUUAUCUACUUGUGUUGUUUUCAAACCUUUGUUCUCAAACUCGAAAUUAUUCUGAGUGCCUUAAUGAUCACCCUACAAGGUGCUGAACUAGUCUACGCCAGCAUAUUCAUUUGUACAAUGUGUCGCCCCGUCACAUACACCUAGCAGUUGAUAAGCUGCGUUGCCGCCGCCACGUCAACGACCAAGAUCGAGAUCAAGACCAAGCCAGCACUAACACUCCCACCUGGAGGAGAUGGAGAAGAAGCAUCCACAGCCGAGCGACGACUACGACGAAGACGAUACACUUUCCUUUGGCAUUUUCACAUCAAGCGACUCGCAAAGGCCUCAAAACUAAGCCACUUUAAUGCAGACUAAGCCACCGCACACAAAAACCAAACAAAAAAACUACACUAGACCGCCUAGGGAUCCACAC
Drosophila teissieri is the source of this 1282-nucleotide messenger RNA. It is a transcript of the gene TMEM216, whose product is annotated as transmembrane protein 216. The record is from RefSeq and is a predicted model, not a curated record. The transcript is spliced from 3 exons. NCBI's taxonomy places the organism in Eukaryota, Metazoa, Arthropoda, Insecta, Diptera, Drosophilidae. Gene Ontology annotation, biological process: non-motile cilium assembly. Bases 604 to 1014 code for a protein of 136 amino acids. Gene Ontology annotation, cellular component: ciliary transition zone.